Messenger RNA from Beta vulgaris subsp. vulgaris (sugar beet), 2795 nucleotides. RefSeq names its product probable receptor-like protein kinase At2g42960. Bases 965 to 2389 code for a protein of 474 amino acids. Gene Ontology annotation, biological process: protein phosphorylation. The record is from RefSeq and is a predicted model, not a curated record. The transcript is spliced from 8 exons. NCBI's taxonomy places the organism in Eukaryota, Viridiplantae, Streptophyta, Magnoliopsida, Caryophyllales, Amaranthaceae. Gene Ontology annotation, molecular function: ATP binding; protein kinase activity.
GUAACCUUUCACCUGAUUGCAUUAAACAUUUCAUUUUUUCUGUAACGGAACUCCUUCUACACGCCUUCUUCUUCUCUCUUUCUUCAUUUAAAACUAAGGCUUUUUGUUCUUCAAAAAUCAUCCUUCUUCUGGUAAUUAAUUUUUUAGUUUGACUCCUAAAGAAGAUUAAACAACUCACCCUCAUCUUAAAAAAAUCAAAAAAGGCCGACAUAACUUUUUGAAUUAUUUUUUUUAAGCAAAAAAAGUUCAUUGCAUUAUUAUUAUUUUUACUUUAUUCAUCCCACAAAAACUUGUCUAACAAUCACUUUCAGAAACAGGAAAUUGAGAUCUCAAUUAAAUUUUUUUCAGGAGAGAGAAAGAGGAAACUUCCAUUUUCAUGCUUUUCUUUUACUAUAUGCAAUUGCAAACUAAGGAAGGGGCAAUAAAGGAAGUACUCCAUCACUUUCUCUCUCUACUCAACCAACUACUGAUUACUCUGUUUGCCUUCUUCUUUAAACCUUCUUCCAACAACAACCUAGUUCAUCAUAAUCAUAGAAGUUGUAAUUUCUUUUCUAACAACUAUUUAUCCUUUUUCAUACAAGUUUUCUUCAGAAUAGAAGGCUUAACUUUUUUAAAGUUUGCAUUUUGUGCAUAACUCCAAAUUACCCAUUUCAUAAUUUCAAGAAAUUUCACAUCUUCCAUUGAUUUUUGGUUAAUGAGAGUGAUUUUGGCAUCUGGGGUUUGGUCGAAAUUCAGAAUGAUUGCAGUUUAAUGUCAAUUACCAUUUACCCAUUUCAUAAUUCCAAGAAUUUUCCACAUCUUUCAUUGAUUUUUUUUGUUAAUGGGAGUGAUUUUGGCAUCUGGGUAUUUGUUGAAUUUCAAAAUGAAUGUAGUUUGGUGGCAGUAACAGAUCCAGAGCUUGAAUUUGGAACUUUCUUUCUGAUUGAAUUUUGAUAACAGGACAUCCUUUAAAAUUCAGCCAAACAUGGCAUCUCAACUCAAUGCUGGAAUGUCCAAGAAAGUUGCUGGUAUUAGAUUGUGGGAAAUAAUAGGGAUAACCAUUGGAGGUUUAAUUAUGAUAAUCCUUUCAAUAUUGCUGUAUCUGUGCCUUACUGCUAGGAAGAAAUCGCGAAGAACAACCAACAAUAUACCUCUUAGCCAAAUUCCUUCGAUUUCGAAAGAAAUCCGAGAAAUAAGAGUAGACCAAGUUUCUCAAAUUGGGUAUGGUAGCUAUCCUGAUGGAGUUCUAGAGAGAAUCAAAGAGAAGGAUUCAGACAAGCUUUUGGUUCAUCCAAACAUCGAGAAAAUACAAACAAGAGAGAAUAAAAGUCAUUCAGGUUCUUUUACUCGAGCCGAAAAGGAUAGCAUUGGGUCUCCGAUGGGGGAUAAGCCUUCUUCUCACCCGAUAACUGCUCCUUCUCCGCUAUCCGGACUUCCUGAAUUUUCUCGCCUUGGUUGGGGGCAUUGGUUUACUCUAAGAGACCUUGAAGUUGCAACAGACCGCUUUGCCAAGCAAAAUGUCAUUGGUGAGGGAGGAUAUGGCAUUGUUUACCGGGGUGAGCUAAUUAAUGGGACUCCAGUUGCAAUUAAGAGGCUCCUUAACAACCUUGGACAGGCAGAAAAGGAAUUCAGGGUUGAAGUGGAGGCAAUUGGUCAUGUGCGACAUAAAAACUUAGUUCGACUUCUUGGAUACUGCAUUGAAGGAACUCACAGGUUGUUGGUUUAUGAGUAUGUCAAUAAUGGAAAUUUGGAGCAAUGGCUUCAUGGUGCAAUGCGUCAACAUGGAAAUCUCACUUGGGAUGCUCGCAUGAAGGUUCUUAUUGGCACUGCUAAGGCCCUAGCUUAUUUGCAUGAGGCCAUUGAACCUAAGGUUGUGCAUCGGGACAUCAAGUCAAGUAACAUACUGAUAGAUGAUGAGUUUAAUGCAAAGGUGUCUGAUUUUGGCUUGGCAAAGUUGUUGGGUGCCGGAAAGACUCACAUUGCAACGAGAGUCAUGGGUACAUUUGGGUAUGUGGCUCCAGAAUAUGCCAAUAGUGGUCUUCUGAAUGAGAAAAGUGAUGUCUACAGUUUUGGGGUUGUUCUCUUGGAAUCUAUUACGGGGAGGGACCCAGUGGAUUAUGCUCGUCCCCAGAAUGAGGUAAACCUAGUGGACUGGCUCAAAACUAUGGUUGGUAACAGACGGGCAGAAGAGGUGGUAGAUCCCAACAUGGACAAUAGACCCUCAACAAGGGCUCUUAAGAGAGCACUUUUGACCGCUUUGAGGUGUGUAGAUCCAGAUUCUGAGAAGCGUCCAAAGAUGGGUCAAGUUGCUCGAAUGCUUGAAUCAGAGGAAUAUCCCGUUCCUCGUGAGGAUCGGAGACAUCGAAGGAGCCAAGCUGGUGAGAAUGAAUCUCCGAGGCUUAGUGUUUAACACACUUUCAUGAUUGGAAAGCCAAAACGAAGAAAAUACAUAGUCAUCGUGUACGAGUUGAUAGUUAACAGGAGAAAUUGCAAGCUUCAAUUAGUUGAAGUCUUUGUGCUCUCCGUGCUGUCAUUUAGUGGUAAAUUGAAUCCACGUAUAUAUAUAUAGAGAGAGUGAUUUUGCUCUCCCCCCCUCAUUACUUUUCUUUUCCUUGCCCAGGUUCUGCUUUCUAUUGUAGUAGCUGAUUUUAUAGGAUCGAUAUGGUUUGUAUAAGUGGUGUUGGGCACUUUCUUUGAUGCCGAAGCGCCGGUAUGGGGUUCUGUACAGGCCUUUUUAGGCUAGGGGAGUUGUUAAUACUUGAGUUAAUAUUUCAUGAACAAGAAGUAGGAAAUAUAUGGGAUUGUUUAUAUAUUUA